AGUAAUGCGUUAGACGAUGACAUUAGGUGAUAAGGUGGGCGCAAACGUUACUGGUGAACGCAAGGACGCAUGUAAGCUGACUGCAGGACUUCCAGUCACAGUCUACCGGACAUCGACCUGUUUCAUUUGUCUGUACGCGACAAAAUUUUAGACACAAAACUACAAUUUGCAUAUUAGUUGAAUUUUUAAAUACAAUACUUAGAAAUAUAUUGUCCUCUAUAAGUUGCCUGGUACACACAAUAUUUGACAGAACAGUUACAUUAGAAUAACAGUUACGGACCGGUCUGAGUGAGGCCGGCUUUAGAGAUCAGCUGGUCUGUCAGAAUUAGAUAAAGCUGAUAAAAUUGAAGGUAUUCCGUCAAAGUAGAGGUUGGCUAAACACACAAUGCGUUAUAACUUAAUGUUCAAGGAUUUGGUGCUUUGUGCUGCUUCGUAGAAACCUGAUGAGUAAUAAUUUAAAUAAUCUUGAAUGCAAACCUUAGCGAAACAUGUGAGCGUGGGCGUAUCGUUCUAAUUAGACGGAUUCAAAAGCAUUUCCGCGUUACAAACAGCAUAACAAAGAUUUUAAGCUAACGAGAUGGCCGCGCCAGAUACUGUGGGCAGUCGGAAUUGGCUCAUGUUAACGCUAGUUACGGUACUUCUAACUAUCGCACCAAGCUUCUGUGACCCUGAGGUUUACUACGAAAAACAACGCUACGAUGGGUGGUUUAAUAAUAGAGCAUAUCCAGAUUGGGGAUCAGUUGACAGCCGUCUCACACGUAAGACGCCGGCGUCAUACGCUGACGGCGUGUACAUGAUGGCAGGCGUAGACCGGCCUGGGGCCAGGACACUGUCUAAACUCUUCAUGAGAGGCCAGGAUGGAUUGCCUUCGCUAGCCAACAGAACCGCUUUACUAGCGUUUUUUGGUCAAGUGGUGACCGGCGAGAUCGUGAUGGCAUCCGAGUCUGGAUGUCCCAUCGAACACCACCGCAUACCAGUAGACAAAUGUGAUCAUAUGUACGACCCGGAGUGCAACGGUGCCAAGUACAUGCCUUUCCUAAGAGCCGCUUAUGACCGCACUACUGGGCAGAGUCCUAACACUCCUCGGGAACAGAUAAACCAAAUAACUGCGUGGAUCGACGGUAGCUUCGUGUACAGUACUAGCGAGGCGUGGGUGAAUGCAAUGAGGUCAUUUCAGAAUGGAAGCCUGGCAAGUGAAGGAGGCAUGCCUCUGCGCAACACCAAACGAGUGCCACUCUUCAACAAUCCUGUCCCACACUAUAUGAGGAUGCUGAGCCCUGAAAGACUUUUUUUACUAGGCGACCCCCGCACCAACCAGAACCCAGCGAUGGUAACAUUCGGCAUCCUGCUACUACGAUGGCACAACGUGGUGGCGGCCCGUGUGCACCGCCAGCAUCCCGACUGGAGCGACGAGCAAGUCUUCCAGCGAGCUAGGAGAAUCGUCAUAGCUAGUUUACAGAACAUAAUCUUAUACGAGUACGUGCCUGCGUUCCUGGGCGUGCCCCUCCCUGCGUACGGCGGGUACCGCGCGGAGGUGGCGCCCGGCGUCACGCACGCCUUCGCGGUCGCCGCCUUCCGCUUCGGGCACACGCUCGUGCCGCCCGCCAUACUGCUGCGGGACAGGAACUGCAAGUAUGGGAGAGCCCCCGGAGGACAUGAUGCGAUAAGGCUGUGCCAGACUUGGUGGGAUGGAAACGACGUAAUGUCACAAGUGCCUAUUGAAGAAGUCCUUCUAGGAAUGGCCUCACAAGUGUCGGAGCGGGAGGAUGCGCUGCUCUGUUCUGAUGUCCGGGAUAACUUGUUUGGACCGAUGGAAUUUUCAAGACGGGAUCUUGGAGCGCUCAAUAUCAUGCGCGGACGUGACAACGGUCUUCCUGAUUAUAAUACUGCCAGGGAAUAUUUUGGAUUGAAAAAAAUAAAGACUUUCAACGAAAUUAACCCUCAGCUAUUUGAGGACAAUCCAGAUUUAUUGCAAAAGUUAAUACAAGCUUACAAUGGAAGACUCGACAACAUUGAUGUUUAUAUUGGUGGUAUGUUGGAAUCGACUGGUCAUCCGGGAGAACUGUUCAGAGCCAUCAUAAUAGAUCAGUUUACUAGAAUACGAGAUGCUGAUAGAUUUUGGUUUGAAAAUGAACAAAAUGGAAUAUUUACUAAAAGUGAAAUUGAAGAACUACGUCAGAUCACGAUGUGGGAUAUCAUAGUGAACAGUACAGCUCUGGGUCCUCGCGACCUGCAGCGGGAUGUGUUCCACUGGCGAGCUGGGGAUCCUUGCCCACAGCCUUACCAACUGAACGCUUCCAAACUGCCGCCUUGCAAGUACUUAAGAGGAUAUGACUACUUUGAGGGCAACGAAUUCGCUUAUAUUUACACUUGCCUCAUACUAGCAUUCGUUCCAAUAUUGUGUGCCGGCGCCGGGUAUGGGGUAGUAAAAUUGCAGAAUAGUCGACGAAGGAAACUGAAAAUACAACAGGAACACCUUAAAAAUGCGCAGUACAAAGGUUCAGUCGACAAAAUGGUUUGUCGCGAAUGGGUGCAUGCGUCACAUAAACGCCUGGUGAAGCUCCGACUGGGUCCUGAACCAGCUCUCCACGUCACCGACCGUAAAGGAGACAAACUAAGAACCCUUCCACUCGACCAUACGGAUCAACUCACUGUUCUUGAAAGUCAGGAAAGCAGAACCAACAAGCGUCCGUUGGUCCUGAUCCGCGCACCACGGGAACAUGAUUUGGUUCUUGAAAUGGACUCCAUAGCCUCCAGGCGCAAGUUUCUUGUUAAACUUGAUACCUUCUUGGCACAACAUAAGAAAGCUCUUAAUUUAACUCAGGGACACCGAGAACAAAUCUUAGCAACAGCAGAAACUAGAGAACGAAGACAGAGAAAGUUAGAACAUUUCUUCAGGGAAGCUUACGCAAUCACAUUUGGUUUAGCUCCCGGCGAGAAAAGGCGAAGAAAUGAAGAUGCUGACCCAGAGUCUAUUGUUAUGAGGACGUCAUUAUCGAAAAGCGAAUUUGCUAGCGCGCUUGGUAUGAAGGCGGAUGCUGUCUUUGUAAAAAAAAUGUUUAACAUUGUCGACAAGGAUGGCGAUGGAAGAAUCUCUUUCCAGGAAUUCUUGGACACCGUAGUCUUAUUCUCUCGAGGUGCUACAGAAGACAAGCUUCGUAUAAUCUUCGACAUGUGUGAUGACGACCGUAAUGGAGUCAUCGAUAAAGGAGAGCUCAGUGAGAUGUUACGUUCGUUAGUCGAAAUCGCAAGAACUACAUCCCUUAGAGAUGAACACGUUACAGAACUGAUAGACGGGAUGUUUUCUGAUGCCGGUCUCCAACACAAAGAUCACUUAACAUAUUCAGAUUUCAAAGUAAUGAUGAAGGAAUACAAAGGAGAAUUUGUAGCUAUUGGGUUGGACUGCAAGGGUGCUAAACAGAACUUCCUCGAUACAUCUACUAAUGUAGCUCGAAUGACCAGCUUUCAUAUUGAACCGUCCAUGGAACAAUCACGGCACUGGAUCCUAUUGAAAUGGGACUACCUGACAACUUUCUUAGAAGAAAACAGGCAAAACAUCUUCUACCUAUUCGUGUUCUACGUCGUCACAAUCGGGCUGUUUGUGGAAAGAUUUGCGCACUACUCGUUCAUGUCGGAACACUUGGACUUAAGGCAUAUCAUGGGCGUCGGGAUCGCUAUAACGAGAGGAUCUGCUGCGUCAUUGUCAUUCUGCUACAGUUUACUAUUGCUGACCAUGUCAAGGAACCUCUUGACGAAACUAAAGGAGUUCAGCAUCCAGCAGUACAUCCCACUAGACUCAAGUAUCCAGUUCCACAAGAUAGUCGCCUGCACGGCUCUUUUCUUCUCGCUGCUGCACACGGCGGGUCACCUCGUGAACUUCUACCACGUCAGCACGCAGCCGCUCGAGAACUUGCGCUGUCUCACUAAGGAAGUUCACUUCACGUCUGACUUCAGGCCCGGUAUCACCUACUGGGUCUUCCAAACUGUUACUGGCGUAAGCGGCGUGCUGCUGUUCGUGAUAAUGUGCGUGAUCUUCGUGUUCGCGCACCCGGUGGUCCGCAAGCGCGCCUACCCGUGGUUCUGGCGCGCGCACUCGCUGCACGUGCUGCUGUACGCGCUGUGCCUCGUGCACGGGCUCGCCCGCCUCACCGGCGCGCCGCGCUUCUGGAUCUUCUUCCUCGGACCUGCCAUUAUUUAUACUCUCGAUAAGGUGGUGUCGCUACGUACGAAGUACUUAGCCCUGGACGUCUUGGAAACAGAAAUGCUUCCAUCUGACGUCAUCAAAAUAAAGUUCUACAGACCACCAAAUCUUAAAUAUUUGUCAGGUCAAUGGGUGCGACUUGCUUGCACAACCUUCAAGAAGGAAGAAUUCCACUCGUUCACCUUAACCUCUGCCCCUCACGAGAACUUCCUGUCGUGCCACAUCAAGGCUCAGGGGCCCUGGACCUGGAAGCUCAGAAACUACUUCGAUCCUUGCAAUUAUAAUCCUGAGGAUCAUCCUAAAAUAAGGAUCCAGGGUCCGUUCGGCGGCGGCAACCAGGACUGGUACAAGUUCGAGGUGGCGGUGAUGGUGGGCGGCGGUAUCGGCGUCACGCCCUACGCCUCCAUCCUCAACGACCUCGUGUUCGGCACCUCCACCAACAGAUACUCCGGCGUCGCCUGCAAGAAGGUGUACUUCCUCUGGAUAUGUCCUUCACAUAAACACUUCGAGUGGUUCAUCGAUGUCCUGCGUGACGUGGAGCGGAAGGACGUCACCAACGUGCUGGAGAUACACAUCUUCAUCACGCAGUUCUUCCACAAGUUUGACCUUAGGACCACCAUGCUGUAUAUCUGCGAAAACCACUUCCAGCGUUUGUCGAGGACGUCAAUGUUCACCGGUUUGAAAGCUGUGAACCACUUCGGAAGGCCCGAUAUGUCCUCCUUCCUCAAGUUUGUUCAGAAGAAACAUAGUUACGUAUCUAAGAUCGGCGUGUUCUCGUGCGGUCCGCGGCCGCUCACCAAGUCCGUGAUGUCGGCGUGCGAGCAAGUCAACAGGACGCGCCGUCUGCCUUACUUCAUACACCACUUCGAGAACUUCGGAUAGACUGCUGCAUCUAGUACGUCUUGUUCAUACAUGUUAUAGUGAUGUUAACUAAUGUAGGCCGAACAGAAUCAACGGACAUAGAAAAUCAUAUUUUUUUAUUACUCUGAAUUAUUGAUCAAAUCUUUGCAAAGAGACCUAGCUGUCCAGAAAAGAACCUUAUGGAAUGAUGUACAUAGAUAGAUUUGAUCAAUAAAUCAUUCCGAAUUACAGAUAACAUAUUAUCUGGCUAUUAAUUCCUUAUUUAUUUGCAUCGUAUAUUUAAAGUUAAAAAAUAUGUAUAGGAAAACUGUUACCAUAUAGCUAGGGUUCGUUAGAUCCUGAACUAUGUACAAAGUUACCAACUUAUGUAACGCACUUUUAGUAUUUUAAAUGUCAACUGCCUUUUGUGAAAUAU
Messenger RNA from Trichoplusia ni (cabbage looper), 5477 nucleotides. RefSeq names its product dual oxidase (gene Duox). The coding region runs from base 578 to 5083 and encodes 1501 amino acids. Lineage: Eukaryota; Metazoa; Arthropoda; Insecta; Lepidoptera; Noctuidae. Gene Ontology annotation, biological process: defense response; response to oxidative stress; superoxide anion generation. The transcript has 29 exons. The record is from RefSeq and is a predicted model, not a curated record. Gene Ontology annotation, cellular component: NADPH oxidase complex; plasma membrane. Gene Ontology annotation, molecular function: peroxidase activity; heme binding; calcium ion binding.